UAAAUAGCUCGUAAAAGAAAUAGAGAAGAAGCCCAAAUAAAAUAAUGGAGGAUGAAGCAGAGAAUUUGAGAGCAGCUUUUGGCGAUUCAUCGGAUGAUGAAGAUCGGCCGGGAAAAGAAACCAUAGGGAUCGGAGAGUCGACGGUAUGGGAGCGAGUGGAGGAGAUAAAUGGUUUAUGGCUCUGUAGAAACUUUCUCUCUAUUGCUCAUCAGUCUGAUUUGCUCUCCGCGAUUCUAAACGAAGGUUGGUUCGUUGAAGAAUCUAUUAACCAGGCGAUGAGAUUUGGUGAUCUCCCUUCAUGGGCAACAGAACUAUCUGAUCUCAUACGCGAGACUGUGGAAUCUGUUGAUCUUCCGGUGUUGUCUGCUGAUUUACUGUGGAGAGAACCUCUGUUUGACCAGCUCAUUGUCAAUUUAUACCAACCAGGUGAGGGAAUUUGUGCACAUGUUGAUCUGCUGCGUUUUGAAGAUGGAAUUGCCAUUGUCUCUCUGGAGUCACCUUGCGUGAUGCGGUUCAGUCCCGCAGAAAAGGAAGAAGAUGAAUAUGUGGAUAUUUUGUUGACCCCGGGAUCUCUCAUCCUCAUGUCUGGAGAAGCUCGGUAUCGAUGGAAACACGAGAUUAAUCGAAAGCAGAAUGGGUUUCAGGUAUGGGAAGGAGAAGAAAUUGAUCAGAAACGAAGAAUCUCCAUUACCUUGAGAAAGCUAUGUCAAGCGUAAGUGUGUAGUCAAUCUGAUUUAAAUCUUUAUUAGAGGGAAUACCUUUUUGUAAACGUGAUUAAUUGAUAUGAACUUACAAUGUUACACUAUAUCUUUAAGACUUUAACUAUGUGUUUUAUUAAAAUAUUGUUUUAAAUA
Messenger RNA from Arabidopsis lyrata subsp. lyrata, 854 nucleotides. RefSeq lists its product as uncharacterized. Gene Ontology annotation, cellular component: mitochondrial matrix. The transcript has 4 exons. Bases 45 to 716 code for a protein of 223 amino acids. The record is from RefSeq and is a predicted model, not a curated record. NCBI's taxonomy places the organism in Eukaryota, Viridiplantae, Streptophyta, Magnoliopsida, Brassicales, Brassicaceae. Gene Ontology annotation, biological process: fatty acid metabolic process; DNA damage response.